Molecule: messenger RNA, 3274 nt
Organism: Pleuronectes platessa (European plaice)
Lineage: Eukaryota; Metazoa; Chordata; Actinopteri; Pleuronectiformes; Pleuronectidae
Product: coiled-coil domain-containing protein 138
Exons: 15
Coding region: 52-1935 (627 amino acids)
Source: RefSeq, a predicted model, not a curated record
CAGCUGAACGUGCAGCUAAUCAAGUCUGAGGAAGUUGUAGCAGCGGUAACUAUGAACCAGCAGGUUAGAGACACUGAGGCGGAUGUAGCAGAAACUGUGGAGAAGCUCAAACAGAAAUAUCUGGAGAAGAAGAGGAAACAGUUGCCACCUUCAGAAGACAUUCCCUCAGGAACCAGUGAUGAAGCAAUACAAGGGCUCAUCUUGUCCCACCGACCCAGACAACAAAGUAAGGAGUUGAAAUGCUACAGCAAAGCUUUAAAUGAGCUGUUCAAAGCAGUUACCAACCACCCUGAACAGUUUGGUAGCGAUGAUAAUAGUCUGCAUGGGAGUAAUGAGGACCUAAGUGAGGACUUUGCAGCUGCCCCACUACAGGACUCUCAGCUGUUCACAGAGACAGGUGAGUGUGUUUCAGAGCAGGAUGUGACCCUUCCAUCCUGUCUGGAUAAUAGCCCUGGGUCCCAUGAAACUGAGCCAGACCGAGAGUUGCAGAGACCAAUCAACCAUUUCCCUGACUCAUGCUGCUCCUCAUCUGUGGUACAAGUAAAGGUUUAUCAGGAAAUGAUGGCCAUCUAUGAACAGCUAAAGGCAGAGCGACACGGCCAGCAGCAGUGGGAGAGGGAGCUGCAUGAACGAGAAGGAAGGCUGAAACAACAGGAGGAGGCUUUUGGGAGGCUGGCUGGAAUGGAAGAGCUGCUCCAUUCUCGCAUACUGGCUGUAGAGGAGAAACACCAGCAGGAGCUCAGCCAGCUGCAGGAUCUUCUUCGAGAGAGGAGCAAAGAGAACAAGAGGCUCAAAUCCAGCUUUGACACCAUCAAGGAGUUGAAUGACAACAUGAAGAAACAGCUGAAUGAGAUCAGUGAACAGAAUAAGAAGUUGGAGAGUCAGUCCAAGAGGGUGCAGGCUCGACUUGAGAACCUUCAGAGGAAAUAUGAACACGGCAUAGCAUCAAGAGGGUGUCAGAAAGAGAGCAUCCAGAGUAUUAAAUCAUCCAAAAAGGAGAGAGCAGCUGCCUCUGGAAGACCCAGCAUCAAGGGCAGCUCCAGUCCCACCUCACUAAAGCUCCUGGCACUUUUAUUGGACUGGGUCCUUGACAGACAGACGUUCUCAUCAGUAGCAGGAAAUGAAGGGAAAGGUGUCGGGCAGUGUCUGCCUCCGGAGGCUGUGCUCAAUGACAGAUGCCUCAAGGUGCUGCCAUUAUUAGCAGAUCAGCUUCAUCACACAUCUUUGACCGAACCUGACCUUCUCCUCAACCUUCUCCGCCUCAUCCACUGGGCCUUGAGACACAUGAACAACAGCACACAACAUGUAGCCCUCUCUGCCACUCUGCGACGGAUAGGAGAGGAAGUGUCGAAGUCAACUCCUGUGUUGCAAGAUCCAGACCUGCCCAAGUCCUGCAGUGUGACUGCUGGACCGCUCAGGAACUGUCCCCUCUACAGGAGCACCUGUCGACACACGCGUAUCCUCUCCACCCUCAUUAUCCUCCGCACCGUCACACAAGCUGACGUGUUGGCCCAGGCUCUGGACAGCCUCCACAGCGAGCUGACAUCCGAGGAGAGCCGAGGCCUGUUCAUCCACUAUGGAGGAGUGUGUGUGCUACUCAUGGUGUUGAGGGCGGGCCGUGGCUCACACACACCUAUAGACAUCCUGAUGCAGCUAACUGAACCGUCUCGCUACCUGAAUCCCUUCCUGGAGGCGUGUAGCUGUGAGGACUUUUUCCGAACAGCAUCCCAGCUCCUGAAACACCCUCGUCUGGAGCUCCCAUCACUGGAUAAGCUUUCUAUCCUUCUGCAGAAACUCUCCAGCGACAGGAAGAACCGGCGUCUGUUUGAGCUGAGCUCUCUCCACCUCCAGAUACAAGAGCUGCAUUUCAAAACCAGUCACACAGACACUUUCCUCUGCCUCAACCUCAGGUCCAUUCUCCACAACCUUAAAUAACGCACACACACACACACACACACACACACACACAUCUGCUGGAGUGGAGGGUUUCUUUAAAAGCUCAGAUUAAAGAAAAUUCUAUUCUCUUGAACACGUUGCUCGGUCUUUCAAGUCCACCCCAACAGUAAUUGCUUUAUGUCCGACUGUAAAGUUCCUCUGCGCUCCGUGCCUCUCUAUAACAUACGCACACCCACAUUCUUUAUUUAUGUAGCGAUGUUUUUGAAGUUCUCUUGUCUGUCAAAAGUACUUUAACGUUGUGUAUGUUGUGCGCUUUGUGACUCCUCUUGUUUUCUGUGUCCCAAGAAUGCUAAUCUGAUGUUUUUGUGUUUUCUGUGGUGGAAGAACUUGUAUAAAAUGAGUGUCAUGCUUCUCAGGGGCCUUAAUGGGAGUCUCAUGUGCUCAGAGGAGAAGCGCCUGUGACUAUGAGGCUUUUUAAUGGCAAUAAACAAAAAAGAACUAAAGAACAUUUAAGAUCGGACUGCAAAUAAAAAUGCCAAAAUGCAUAUGUUUUGUAUCAAGGUCUUAUUUGUUUGCAUGGGUGGGUUGAUGGGAGUAAUGGCCUCAGUAUGGGACACACUGGUUGUAUUGGUUGAUGGGGAAGAUUGGGGGGACUGGAACAAUCACAGCUGCUAUUUAAAAUAUAUUUAUAGAAAACCAAUGGGAAGUGCUUGACCACUCAGGAUUACAAAGGGUUACUUAACUUUUUAAGGCCCCGGAGGAUCUGCAUUCCAGAACCCGGUUAAAUUCUAAAACCUUUUUCAGGGCCGGGUUCUAAGAGGCUGGGAUUUACUGGAUCAUGUGUCUUUGGAUCCCUUUUAUUGUAGACUAUUUUAUUAAGUGCAAAGCCCUUGAAUUGAACAGGAAUGCAGAAUUUGAAAAUAUAACCCUGAAGCCGAAAAAACAUCGGUAUCACAUAAAUUCCGAAAUUUAUAAAGACGAACAUUUGAUGCAAGAAAAAGCUUGUUUCUGGGGGGAAAGAGUUAGAUAGAGUUUCUGUAGAGACUCGGGUCUAAAGAAAAGCUUUUUUUGAUUUUAGUUUACACAGGGUUCACCCAUGCAUCUGUUAUUUAUAUCAGUACUGAUAAAUAAAUUAUGCCUAAUGAGUUUGGUUGCAUAGAUUGUAUGUGUUUUAAAGCAUUUGUUAGUUGGCAGGAUUGCACAAAAACAAUCCUGGUGUAGAAAAACGAUUGAUCCACUUCAGCUUUUCAAAAAAAUGGUGAAUUUCUCUUCAAACAAAGCAGAGAUCUUUAUGAAAAAAAUAAUCAACCAUCUGUCAAGUGCUUAUAUAAAUUAAUAGGAUUUUUUUGCAGAUCUUGAUGAUAAAGAAGUAUUUUUA